This is a messenger RNA of Panicum hallii, 2303 nucleotides long. Its product is annotated as mitogen-activated protein kinase 17-like. Gene Ontology annotation, cellular component: cytoplasm; nucleus. The record is from RefSeq and is a predicted model, not a curated record. Gene Ontology annotation, biological process: intracellular signal transduction; protein phosphorylation. Gene Ontology annotation, molecular function: ATP binding; MAP kinase activity. Bases 276 to 2042 code for a protein of 588 amino acids. The transcript is spliced from 11 exons. Lineage: Eukaryota; Viridiplantae; Streptophyta; Magnoliopsida; Poales; Poaceae.
CUCGUGCUCCCCACGCCCCUCCCACUCGAGUUCCGCCGUUCCCCGCCCAUCCCCCGGCCCGGCCACCCCAAAGUCCCAACAGGCACGAACCGCCACGUCCCCGCACGCCUCGCCACGGCACCGCCCCGCGCGCCUCGGCCUCGGCCUCGCUGCGCUGCUCCCCCUCCGUUCCUCCCCCGCGACGCGCUCCCCGCGGCGGCCGGGCGUCCCCAGGUGCCGGGAGCACGCCCACCGCCCGGGCCGCGCGCGCGCCCGAUGCCCAGGGCGCGCGGUUUAUGGGCGGCCGCGCCCGCUCCCUCCUCCGCUGGCUCCGACACCGCUCGCGCCGCGUCUCCUCCUCACCCUCCUUCCACCUGACCUCCACCACCAACAACGACCACACCGCCACCAGCAAAGACCUCCACGCCCACUCGCUCCCGCGCCAGUACAACGCCGAGGAGGAGGAGCAGGAGGAGGAAGGGUGGCAGGAGGUCGCCGAGGGCCCGGAGUCCGCGCCCGAGGGGUGCAUUGUCUUCGAGGAGCGGUGCGCAGGUCCGCGCGCGCCGGUGCGCACGAAGCCGCCACCCAUGGAUCCGAGCAAGAAGGAGUCUGAAUUCUUUACAGAGUAUGGUGAGGCAAACCGGUAUCAGGUUAGCGAAGUCAUUGGCAAAGGUAGCUACGGUGUUGUGGCUGCUGCUGUCGACACCCAGACUGGUGAGCGUGUGGCUAUCAAGAAGAUUGUUGAUGUCUUUGAUCAUGUCUCCGAUGCAACUCGCAUCCUUAGGGAGAUCAAGCUGCUCCGGUUGCUGCGUCACCCAGACUUAGUUGAGAUCAAGCACAUUAUGCUUCCUCCUUCGAGGAGAGAAUUCAGGGACAUAUAUGUAAUCUUUGAGUUGAUGGAGUCGGAUCUCCAUCAGGUAAUAAAAGCAAAUGAUGAUCUGACAGCAGAGCAUCACCAGUUCUUCUUGUACCAGCUGCUCCGUGGAAUGAAGUACAUUCAUGCAGCAAGCGUUUUCCAUCGGGAUCUUAAGCCCAAGAAUAUUCUAGCCAAUGCUGACUGCAAGCUGAAGAUUUGUGAUUUUGGCCUUGCCCGUGUGUCAUUCUGUGACACCCCAUCAGCCAUAUUCUGGACGGAUUAUGUGGCAACUAGAUGGUAUCGAGCUCCAGAAUUAUGUGGCUCCUUUUUCUCGAAGUACACUCCUGCUAUUGAUAUUUGGAGCGUAGGAUGUAUAUUUGCAGAAUUGCUCACGGGGAAGCCACUCUUUCCAGGGAAGAAUGUGGUGCAUCAGUUGGAUCUUAUGACUGAUCUACUUGGUACACCUUCAGCAGAGUCCAUCUCUAAGAUAAGGAAUGAGAAAGCUCGACGAUACUUAAGCAAUAUGAGGAAAAAGCCUCGGGUUCCAUUUACUAAAAAGUUUCCAGGGGUAGAUCCUAUGGCCCUCCAUUUGCUUGAACGUCUUCUUGCUUUUGAUCCCAAGGAACGACCAAGUGCUGCUGAGGCCCUGACAGAUCCAUACUUUAAUGGACUAGCAAAUUCUGAACGUGAACCCAUAGCACAGCCUAUCUCAAAACUUGAGUUUGAGUUUGAGAAGAGGAAACUGGGAAAAGAUGAUGUCCGAGAAUUAAUUUACCGAGAGAUUUUGGAGUACCAUCCUCAGAUGUUGCAAGAAUACCUACGUGGAGGUGACCAGAACCAGAUGACCUUCAUGUUUCCAAGUGGGGUGGAUCGCUUUAGACGACAAUUCGCUCAUUUGGAAGAAGGUACUGCAAAGGGUGAAAAGCCCAGUCCACAGCUGCGGCAGAAUGUUUCUUUACCAAGGGAAAGAGUAAUUGGCAACAAACAUGGAGAUGGCAAUGCAGGUAAUAAGCCAGCGCAAGCUUCAGUGACGGAUGGGGUAAACCAACCGGGCUUGAGUGCGAGAAGCUUGCUGAAAAGUGAAAGCAUCAGUGCUUCCAAGUGUAUAGGUGAAAAAUCAAAGCAUGUCAAUGAUGAGGACCCUAUUAUGGAGACUGACGAAACAGUUGAUGAAGUGUCGAAGAAGAUUGCUCAACUGAAAACAUGAUUCUCUCAAAGGUCACUGGAGUAGCAUGAUAGCUUCCCUCAAGCUGAGAAUGAACCUACGACAAGAGUCUAUAGCCAAUAAGACCACAAGCUCUCAUGCCAGUAACUUUGUUGCGAUGUAAAUUUCCUCCCGUUUUUUGACUGCAAGCAAACUUAUGUCUGACUGAAUAGCUCCGCGUGUUUUCCUCUGUGGAGCCAUCACAAUCCUGUAAAUUUUUCAGUUGGAAGUAAAUAUUUACGCAAAUGAGUAUUCGAUCUUGUU